AUGGGGGGAAACCAGACUUCUGUCACCGAGUUCCUCCUGCUGGGGUUUCCCCUGAGCCCAGGGACUCAGAUGCUCCUCUUCGGGCUCUUCUCCCUGUUCUACGCCUUCACCCUGCUGGGCAACGGGGUCAUCCUGGGGCUCGUCUGGCUGGACUCCCGCCUGCACACCCCCAUGUACUUCUUCCUCUCACACCUGGCUGUCGUCGACAUGUCCUACGCCUGCAACACGGUGCCCCAGAUGCUGGUAAACCUCCUGAGCCCAGCCAAACCCAUCUCCUUUGCUGGCUGCGUGACACAGACCUUCCUCUUCUUGAGCUUUGCUCACACUGAAUGUCUUCUCCUGGUGGUGAUGUCCUAUGACCGGUAUGUGGCCAUCUGCCACCCCCUCCGAUAUGCUGUCCUCGUGAGCUGGAGAGUCUGCAUCAACCUGGCAGUGGCUUCCUGGACGUUAGGGGUCCUCCUGGCCCUGGCACAUACAGUGUUACUCUUACCGUUGCCCUUCUGUGGGCCCCAGAAAGUGAAUCACUUUUUCUGCGAGAUUACAGCUCUUCUCAAGCUUGCCUGUGCGGACACCCACAUUAAUGAGAUUGUGGUUUUGGCUGGGGCAGCGUCUGUGCUGGUGGGACCGCUGUCCUCCAUCGUGGCUUCCUACGUUCACAUUCUCCGGGCCAUCCUGAAGAUCCGGUCAGGGGCCGGGCGCCAGAAAGUCUUCUCCACCUGCUCGUCCCACCUCUGCGUGGUUGGGCUCUUUUAUGGCACAGCCAUUGUCAUGUAUGUUGGGCCCCGACAUGGGGACCCCAUGGAGCAGAAGAAAUAUCUCCUCCUGUUCCACAGCCUUUUCAACCCCAUGCUUAACCCCCUGAUCUAUAGUCUGAGGAACAGAGACGUCAAAGCUGCCCUGAAGAGGGUGCUUGACAAGGAGAGAUCUGCAUGA
This is a messenger RNA of Miniopterus natalensis, 933 nucleotides long. RefSeq names its product olfactory receptor 2A25-like. Gene Ontology annotation, biological process: G protein-coupled receptor signaling pathway. Gene Ontology annotation, cellular component: membrane. Lineage: Eukaryota; Metazoa; Chordata; Mammalia; Chiroptera; Miniopteridae. The record is from RefSeq and is a predicted model, not a curated record. Gene Ontology annotation, molecular function: G protein-coupled receptor activity; olfactory receptor activity.